AUGAGAAGUAUUAAAGCUGUCGUUGUAGGAGAUGGAGGUGUUGGUAAAACUUGUUUGUUAAUCAGUUACACCACCAACACUUUCCCUAAUGAUUAUAUUCCUACUGUUUUUGAUAACUAUAGUGCAUCAGUAAUGAUCGAUGGUGAACCUAUUAAAUUAGGACUUUGGGAUACCGCUGGACAAUCAGAAUAUGAUAGAUUAAGACCUUUAAGUUAUCCACAAACAGAAAUCUUCUUAUGUUGUUUCUCCGUCAUAAGUCCAGAUUCAUUUUAUAAUAUCAAAUCCAAAUGGAUACCUGAAUUAUUACACCAUUCCCCAAAAGACAUUUUAAUUUUAAUAAUCGGUACCAAAAUUGAUUUAAGAGAAGACUUACAUAUUUUAGAUGAUUUGAGUGAAAAGAAUUUAUCGCCAAUAACUUUUGAACAAGGAAGUAAAUUAGCUAAAGAAGUUGGUGCUAUAAAAUAUUUAGAAUGUUCAGCUGCUACUCAACAAGGGGUUAAAGAAAUUUUUGAUUUUACUAUCAGAUCAGUUUUAGAUCCUCCAACAAAAGAAGUUCCUCAACAAGCGGUUUCCAAAGCUCCAACUACAAGUACUCAAAAGAAGAGGCCCGUUAGAAAAGCCAAAAAAUGUAAUAUCUUAUAA
Yamadazyma jaroonii is the source of this 642-nucleotide messenger RNA. Lineage: Eukaryota; Fungi; Ascomycota; Pichiomycetes; Serinales; Debaryomycetaceae. The record is from the annotation of a GenBank genome assembly.